GAUUUCAAUGAAACAGCAGAUUGAAUGAAUGCUUGUCAUCAUAUCUGGGUGAUGGAUAAAUUCCAACAGCAGACAAGAGACACUUUCCUGGUCUGAGUAAUUUAAGCAUAAAGACAUGUUUAUGUAAGAAACCAAAAGUAGCACAGCAAAAGUACUCAUGGGUAAGAGAAAGGAAGAAAGUAUUUCAAAGCCUGGAUCCCACAAAAGACAGAGACAAGAAUGCACAGAUGAGCAUAGUGAUGAGUCUAAUGAAGAAGAUUCACAGUCAUCACCUGAUAGUAAUUUCUCUUUACUGUCGACUGUAGGGGAAGUUGGGAUAAUUGAAAGUAUCCAGCUGAAGAAUUUCAUGUGCCAUUCAAUGCUGGGGCCUUUUCAGUUCGGAUCGAAUCUCAAUUUUGUUGUUGGAAACAAUGGAAGUGGAAAAAGUUCUAUAUUAACUGCUCUGAUUGUUGGACUUGGAGGAAAAGCCACUGCAACUAACAGAGGUUCCUCAUUAAAAAUGUUUGUACGAGAUGGAGAGACCUCUGCAGAUAUUUCCAUAACACUGCGAAACCAAGGUAGAGAUGCAUUUAAACCAGAAGUGUAUGGUAGCUCCAUUAUUGUGAAUCAGCACAUUAAUCUGGAUGGAAGCAGAAGUUACAAACUGAAAAGCAAAUCUGGGACCUUAAUUUCUUCAAAGAAAGAGGAACUCAUAGGAAUACUGGAUCACUUUAAUAUACAGGUAGAUAAUCCUGUCUCGGUUUUAACCCAGGAAAUGAGUAAGCACUUUUUACAGUCUAAAAAUGAAGGUGACAAGUACAAGUUCUUCAUGAAGGCAACUCAGCUGGAACAAAUGAAAGAAGAUUAUUCAUCUAUUAUGAAAACUAAGCAAAAUACAUGUAUUCAGAUAGAACAAGGAGUAGAGCGUCUUCAAGAACUUAAGCGGUUUUAUUGUGAAAGAAAGGAACGUUACAAAAGCAUUGGGUUUGUGAAUGACAUGCGAAAUCAUCUUGAAGAUUUGAAACAUAAAAUGGCGUGGGCAGUGGUGGGUGAGAUGGAAAAAGAAAUACAACCAAUCAAAGAAGGCAUCAGAGCUGAAGAAGGAAAUACAGAGAAGUAUGUUCAGAAGCUAGAAGAAUGCCAGGUAAAAGUCAACGAAGCAGAAGAAAAGUACAAAGCAAUACAAGACAAGUUAGUAACAAUAAGUGAAGAAGCACAAGCCCUGCAUCCUCAGUGUAUUUCUUUGAAGGCUGAUGUGCAGGCAAGAAGAAAAGCACUCAAUGAAGCUGAGGCACUUUGUAAUCGUCUCAAAACUGAGUUAAAACGUCUGGGAAAAGACGACGAACAGCUACGUAAACGAAUUGAAGAACUGAAAAGCAGUAUGAUCUUUUCUAGUGCUAAUCAGGUUUCAGAGCCUGAAAAACUGGAAAGACAAAGGAAAAUCACACACUUGAGGGAACAGUUAAAGGCAUUCCAUGAUGAAGAAAUAAUGAUUGGUCAACAGGUGGAUCAGUUUCAGCAGGCUAUAUAUAAGUGUAAGGAAGAACAUGCUAGACUUAGGAGAGAAGACUGUGAUGUGAAACAAGCACUGGAUGCCAAGCAGAAACAGUUGAGAGAGCUGAAAGAUAGUAAAACAAACACCUUGAAAAGAUUUGGACCACAUGUACCAGCAUUUCUGGAAGCAGUAGAAAGAGCCUAUAGGCAAGGGCACUUCAAAUGCAAACCUGUCGGACCUUUAGGUGCUUUCAUUCAUCCAAAAGAUGCUGAACUGACCUUGGCUGUUGAGUCUUGUUUAAAGAGCCUGGUUCAGGCAUUUUGCUGUGAUAAUCACAGUGAUGAAAGAGCUCUUCAGCUACUGAUGUCAAAAUAUUACCCACAUGGAUUUAGACCUCAAAUAAUUGUAAAUAAAUUUCAGAAUAAAGUCUAUGAUGUUAGACACAGAGGAGUUUAUCAUCCAGAAUUCCCAUCAGUUCUCACAGCAUUGGAAAUAGACGAUCCAGUGGUUGCCAAUUGUUUGAUUGAUGUGAGGGGGAUAGAAACAGUCCUGCUGAUUAAAAGUAGCCGUAAAGCUCGUGAAGUAAUGCAGCUUAAUCGGCCCCCAAAAAAUUGUAGAGAAGCUUUCACUGCUGAAGGUGAUCAAGUGUUUGAAAGACGGUAUUACUCUUCUGAUUACCUCAGACCCAAGUUCCUAAGCCAAGAUGUUGAAGCAGAAAUAAGUCACUUGGAGAAAGAAAUUGAAAACAAAAAGGCACAGUUGACAGCAUCUCAGCAACAUUUAUGUUCCAUUGAAAAUGAGAUUAGGCAGAAUGAAGAUCAUCUUCAUGGUCAUCGACGACACCAAAAAGAUUUUCAGAUAAAAAUAAGAACAACAAAUGCAGAAAUAGCAGAUCUUGAAAAUAUGGAAGAACAUCAGUCAGUGGACAUCUGUACAUUAGAAGAUGAAGCUCAAGAAAAUAAGGGUAAGAUGGAAUCUGUAAAAAAAGAAAUGCAGCAGCAAAGCAAAAAAAUGGAAGAACUGAAAAACACUCUCCAAGUAGCGGAAAAAAACUUUGAAGAAAUGAAAGAAAAAAUUCAUCAAGUAGAAGAAAUUGCCGGUCCGAUUAAGGAUGAAUUAAACCAAGCUGACUCAGAAGUGGAAAACAGUAAACGCCGUUUGCAGCACUAUGAAGAGAAACAGAAAGAACACUUGGCUUGCAUAAAAAGACAUAAAGAAUUACUAACUGCCAAAGAAAAAGAAUUAGAGGAAAAAAUUGCACAAGCUAGGCAAAUCUACUCAGAGCGCAUAGAGGUCAGCAGAACUGUUAAGAGCCUUGAUGCAGAAAUGAAUCGCUUGAGAGAGAGGAUAAAUUCAGAAAAUGAUCGCCAUGGAAACAGAGAAGAAAUAGUACAGGAAUUUCAUGAUGCAAAGGAAAGAUAUGAGGAUGCAAACAGUAAAGUAAAGAAUUUAAAGAAAUUUAUUAGACUGCUGGAAGAAAUAAUGACACAGAGAUUCAAAAUAUAUCGGCAAUUCUUAAGGCUCCUUUCUUUACGAUGCAAACUCUACUUUGACUAUUUAUUACGUAUUCGAGCUUGCUCUGGAAAAAUACUUUUUGAUCACAAGAAUGAGACACUUUCAAUAACAGUUCAGCCUCGAGAGGAAGACAGAGCUGCCCUUAAUGAUGUGAGAUCUUUGUCAGGAGGUGAACGUUCCUUCUCAACAGUUUGUUUCAUUCUUUCUCUGUGGUCCAUUACCGAAUCUCCUUUCAGAUGCUUGGAUGAAUUUGAUGUCUACAUGGACAUGGUUAACAGAAGAAUUGCAAUGGAUAUGAUUCUUAAGGUGGCCGACUCUCAGCGUCAUCGACAGUUCAUUUUGCUCACCCCGCAAAGCAUGAGUUCUCUGCCUACGAGUUCCCAUAUUCGGAUCCUCCGAAUGCAAGACCCUGAAAGAGGCCAAAGAACAUUGAAUUUCCGAAAUAGGAAUGACAAAGAGGAAGAUCAAUAAGUAUCUGUGUGUAUGAGUAUGGCAUGCUAAUAAAGAUAAAUGUGUAAUGGUGUGUGUAAAGUUAUGACUUCCUGAUGCUGGAUAAGAGGAUCUUUUGGUAGAUAAACUGAGGAAAAGAAGAGGUUCCUGUAUUAUUUUAUUCCUUUUUUUUAAAGAAUUACUGUAUGUGUACAGACUGAGAAUAAGUGCAGUUUUGAUGAUGAGAAAAUCCU
Egretta garzetta (little egret) is the source of this 3672-nucleotide messenger RNA. It is a transcript of the gene SMC6, whose product is annotated as structural maintenance of chromosomes 6. The record is from RefSeq and is a predicted model, not a curated record. NCBI's taxonomy places the organism in Eukaryota, Metazoa, Chordata, Aves, Pelecaniformes, Ardeidae. The transcript has 27 exons. Gene Ontology annotation, biological process: double-strand break repair via homologous recombination. Gene Ontology annotation, cellular component: site of double-strand break; Smc5-Smc6 complex; nucleus. Bases 158 to 3460 code for a protein of 1100 amino acids. Gene Ontology annotation, molecular function: damaged DNA binding; single-stranded DNA binding; ATP hydrolysis activity.